Lachancea thermotolerans CBS 6340 is the source of this 7758-nucleotide messenger RNA. RefSeq names its product Tao3p (gene TAO3). The transcript has a single exon. Gene Ontology annotation, biological process: cell morphogenesis. The record is from RefSeq and is a predicted model, not a curated record. The coding region runs from base 1 to 7758 and encodes 2585 amino acids. Lineage: Eukaryota; Fungi; Ascomycota; Saccharomycetes; Saccharomycetales; Saccharomycetaceae. Gene Ontology annotation, cellular component: cell cortex; site of polarized growth.
AUGAACACUGGAUUCACGUUCCCGCCCAACGAGGGCGAAUCAAAGAUCGGAGGCUUCAAAUUUCCACCAAGCGCAGAUGAUGCAGCCGAAGAGCCAUCUGCCGGUGAUGAAAGUGCGACUCCGGACCCUUAUGUCGAACAACAAGCUCAGUCAGAUGACAAAAAUGCCGUAACAGAAUCAAAUGAUCCAGCUCAACCAACAGAAACUUCACCUGGCAUUAUAAGAGCAUCAACACCGCUAAUAGCUGAGCAGAUUCAUGAACCAACUGGCCUUGCCUCCUCUGAAGUUAAUGUUACUCAGGCACCUAUCAACGCCGCUUCUACCAGCAAAUCUUUCGUCAAUGAGUACGCAGAGAACAUGCGCCAGCAUUUGGCCACCGAUUGGAAAAGCCCCUCAGAGUACGCGCUGCAUAUUCUGUUUACAAAGUUCGUUCGACAUGCUGGGAGCAAAUUGAAUCUGUGCUUACAAUAUCCUCUUGAUUCUGAGCCUCCCAUCGUCGAUCUCCUGGGCGAAGGCGUCGACCAAGCAUUUGACCAAAUCAUUGAAUCUUUGGGGUACAUUUCAAAAAAUAAGCCGAAGCCGGUUAUAGAUGCAAUGAUGUUUUGGAGGAAAACAAAGUCUGAAGUGGCUGCUGUUGCCGCGGAAAAUGUCGAGAAACUUCUCCAAGAAUACGACCAUAUUAAACAAAGCUUUGCUAUUCAAGAGAGCGCGAAGAGUCCACACUCUGGAACACCGACUCACCGAACAAAUGCUAAGUCGGGUAGCUCCAGCAGCAAGUUUUCACACAAGCGCAACAAUUCUUCCAAAUCAUAUGCCAGCUCCAACAGUGCAGCUGAGUUACGAUUGCGCGUGGUUGAGGAUCAAAUAGAAGCUGCCAAAGAGACCGCUUUCCAGGCUGACAGAAAGUCACUGAUCAGUAUCUACAUCUUAUGCCGCGUGCUUAUUGAGAUAGUCAGGCAGGGGCCAGAUUCCUCGGACGAUGACCUUCACGAAAAGUUAGAAGAAAUUGUUUUCACGCAGUUGAAGACGACGGAUCCUAUUUCCAUUUCUUCAAGUAUAAUAAAAUCUUCAAACUGGAAUUCGUUUGCAGAGCUCCUUGGAUGCAUGUCUGAGACAAAGUUCGUGGCUGUCAGUGACCGUUUCAUUGCCGACUUAGAGAAAAUGCCAUCACUGCUUCCACGGGAGCUAGAGCCCUCCGUACAUCUAUUGAUAUUAGGCAUGAGAUACCUGAGACUGAAAAACUACCCACUUGAGCAGUUCGAGGAGAGUGCAGACUUUAUAAAGUCGCUAGCGAAAUUCUUUGCAACAUCCCAAAACCACUCUAUUCGGCUAGCAUAUGCUGAAGUCAUCAGCCAACUACUGCUGCCCUUGGCUGGAUCUUUGACAGCAGAAGUUAAUCACCCAACCUGGGUAGAAGCAAUGGCAUUGAUUUUAGACACCUGCAAAAAACUUCAGACUGACAACAAGUUUUGGUCUAGCUCUUUCAAACUAACCGUUACAAUCCUGUGUGUUUCACCUCAGGAGUUGUUCUCCGAGCACUGGAUGCCCCUUUUGGAAAACAACAUUAUAAAAGUUAAAUCAAAGAGCUUGGAUGAGCGCGUCGUCUUUGCAACAGGAUUGUCAAGACUAAUGUGGGUUUACCUUUUCAGAUGUACAGAAACCUUGAAUAAUACAGAGAGGCGACUGAAAAAGUUGUUUUCCCUAUUCCUCAGUACAAAGAAAAAAGACAACUGGAUUACAACUGAUAUGGAUUUGAUUAAUCCACUGACCGACAUGUUAGUAACCAUAGGUUCACUGCAUCCAGUAUUCAUAGUGGAAAACAUAAUAAUACCGCUGACGAGAGCCUCUUUUAAUGGGUCUACAUUAGAAAACCUUAGCUUUGAAAAACUCAUCCUUGCUAUCGAUUCAUAUAGAGGUCUCCUUGUGUCAUCAGAACGUCCAGAAUUCCCAGAAAACGACUGCCGGUUUUAUGAACUUAAUUUGAACAAAGUGUCUGGGAAAAUGGGCAACGCUGUAGCCAGCGAUCACGAAGAAGUCUGCAAAACGUUUUACCAUUUAUUUCUUCUUUUGGAUUCCAGCAUUGGAUCCGAAGUUUGGUCUCCAGAAAAUGAGCACCAAAGGCAGCCAACAACACCCUUCUCAGGAAUUUCAUCCUUCAAUUUCAAGUUUUCAAAUGAUAACAGCAGCAACAAUAAUCGCAGCCUCAAUGCGGCAUUGUUUGCUGCCUUGAUUGAAGCAAUGCCAUGUUGCUUGACUGUUUCAAGUUCUAUCCCCUUUAAGUCCACAAUUGAGAUUCUUGCGCGGAAUGCUGUUCACCGCAAUCUCUUAGUGGCGUCAAGUUCUCAAAGCGCUCUUAAGGCGCUAGCCUUGAAGAAAAACCCUUACACACUUAUCACUUGGUUCGCAAAGUACUCAUUUGAUUUUGACGAAAAGACGCAGUCUAGCUACAACAUGGCUUAUCUGUCAUCUCUAGAAUACCGCAAAUUACUCGUUCUUUAUAUUGAGCUUUUGCAGUGCUGGUUAAGUGAGUUUAAGGCGGAUGCAGAGAAGAAAGCUGCGGCUGAAACGAGUCUCGGUGGCCAUGGCCCUUCGAUUAUUGAUAACGAGGGCACCGACACCAAAGAUACAGAAAAAUAUGAAUGGAAAAACAUUGCUACAGUAAUCGAAGACGUUGAAGGGAAUGGCCUUUUUUUCCUUUGUUCUCACGAUCACACAAUUCGACGUUUGGCGAUACAAAUUCUGCGAAUUGUUUCCAAAUUCGAUGAGGCAAUGCUAGAGAAAACACACGGGCUAGAAAAAAACCAUGCAAGAUCAUCUUCGAGGUUUGUUGCAGAGAGCGGGACAAGGCUAAUAGAUUUACUUCAGAGUUACAACUAUUCCAAUCUUCUUGAAAGCAGGAAGGUGACUAUUAGCGUGGCUGAAAAAGCGCGGCUUGGGAAGCUCAACGCCAAAUACAAAAAUGGAAUACUCAUAAAACUUGCGGAAUCUGAUUAUGGUGUAGAUGCUGCACUCUGGAUGCGAGCGUUCCCAAAAUUACUUACCCUUGUUUUUGACCAGUCUCCAAUGACGAUGGCAUUAUGCCGGUCAAUCGUGUGCAUACGCUUGGUUCAACUUCAUGAAAUAGUCUUAUCCAUCGCAAGCAAUACCCUGAGCACACCCAAAGAAGUCUCUCCAGAGGUUAUUGUUAAUCAGUGGAAGCUAUAUCUUAUAGUCGCUUGCUCGUCGCUCACAUCAACUACUGACCAAAAGCUGCAUAUACCCACAACCAACUACCAGCAUGGGCGAAACAAAUCUCAGCAAAUUUUCACUGUCCAGCACCAGAAAAUCAAGUCCGCCACUUCUAUUUUCAAAAUGGUCUUACCGCUUCUAAACUGCGAGAACUCUUUUGUGAAAGACGCAAUCAUUACCGGUCUAAGCUCAAUGAAUGUGAAUAUAUUCAAAGCGUACCUGCAGAGCGUUGACAGGUUCCUUGGCAGCUGGAGGGUCGGAAGUUCCUCAAAUGGAAUGAGGGUUGAGAUGUUUCACAUCCUAGCAGUGCUAGCUCCAUUUUUUACUCAUGAAACAAUAAUUGAAGAUGAGUGGAUUUUAAGGAAGGUUUCACAAUAUCUGAAAGAUGCUAAAAAGUUUUUGGAGGAGAAGGAAGUUCAGACAUCUUUUAAUUACCAGCAGCUCCGCAGCUACUUUGCUAGCCUUUUAUCAAGCUUUUAUUUGGCAGUUAAGAACCUCCCGCUUGUCGAGGAUCUCUUUCCUUUUGAAGCACGGGCCUCUUGCUUUAAUUUCCUAAAAGAAUGGUGUGGCUAUGGCCAGUAUUCUUCGAUGUCUAAUGGGAGGUAUAACGAGAUGAGGAACAAGGAUGAGUUUAGACAUAACGGAACUUUGUCAACCGCGAUUGAAUUUCAAAAAUCGCGUCUUGAGCUCAUCACACUUGAAACAAUGGCAAACCUAUGUUGCGAUACUAUUACAAAAAAAAUCAACGACGUUCCUGGUUCACCAAUAAUCAUUUCAUUUGACAUUUCAGGCCUGAUUUGUUGGAUUGAUUCUCUAUUCGUUGCUCAGGACGAAAGGGUAUGCAAACUGGGAACAGUAGCUUUGAAAGGACUGCUUGAAAACAAUAAAGAAAAUGCUCAACUUUACAAAGACACUUUAAUGCAAUACUCUUUGCAUAAUCUCGACACAAGGGUUGCCACCCUAUACUAUACUGCGGUAUGUGCGUCACUUCUUGAGAUGGAAACAUUUAUCCUUCCUGAAGAUGACAUGGUCUCCCUGGGACUGAGCGGGAUCUAUAAUGAAAGCAGCGAGGUUCGCUCUUACUCAAUUGAUCUUCUUUCCGCGAUAGAAACAAAAAUCUACAAAUCAUCAUACACAAAAGUUUUCAAGGAAAGGCUUGCCAAUGAUUCAAAAACGGUCUACAAGUCGACUGCGAAAGAAAUAUCUACAAUUUUUGCAGAAAUUCCGUCAACCGAAGUUCGCCUUAAAAUAUUCUCAAUUAUGUGCCGCAGCAUUAAUUACCUGAAGUCAGAGCUCAAGCAGGACAUCUUGACCCUGCUUGUUCCAUGGGUCCAUAAGUUUACUCUCAAGUCAAUAGAAGAUGGAGGAACUUUCAUGAUAUUGAACAAUCUUUUCGCAAUGACCGUUGAGCACAACAAUAGAUACCCUAUGGAAAUCGAACAACUUUGGAUAUCCUUAGGUAAGGGAAACGGAUUUCAAAAUAUUCAUGUUGCUCUCGAUUACAUUUUGAUCACGUCAACAUCUUCAAGAAAUCCAACUUUUGUCAAGAGAGCUAAAGAUGUUGUUCUUUACUUGGCAAAUGUACCGGGCGGAAUGGGAGUCAUUGAUUCAUUUAUGAUUAACUUAGAGCCAAAACAUAUGAUACCAGAAACCGCUCCUUCCAAAAAAAAUCCGGCCGUCGAAGACAAAUAUGCAUAUGUGGCAAACGUUUGGAAACUUUUGGGCUACCGUGGUAGAGAAGUCGUUUUUUCAAAAGCUCAGCUUUCGAUAGUUUUUUUGGUGAAUCUUCUGACAAUCCCCAAUGAAUCAAUGUUGACCAAAGUCCCCCUGCUUUUACACAUUUGUUUUUCUCUUCUGGACCAUUACGUUCCCAUUAUACAAGAAAGCGCCGCUAAGAUCCUAUCUGAUUUGAUUUUUGGAUUGGUGCCGACGCAUGAGGAAUCCGAAGAAACUGUAGCAAUGAUCAAGGACCGGACACAAAUAUGGUCUUACGAUAAUUUGAUGAAAGACAAAAACGGUGCGCGAAGUCCAAAAGCUAUGGACUCUCUCAUCAGAAAUGUUGUCUCUUUGUUUUCUGAUUUUGAGACACUACAGCGAGACUGGCAAAAUAUAGCUUUAAAGUGGGCUACAUCCUGUCCAGUUAGGCACAUUGCUUGUCGGUCUUUCCAAAUAUUCAGAUCGCUGCUAACAUUUUUAGACAAGCAGAUGUUACGAGACAUGUUACACCGUCUUUCAAAUACAAUUUCAGAUGAAAAUCCUGAAAUACAAGGUUUUGCGAUGCAAAUCCUUAUGACACUAAACGCAGUCACGGCAGAGCUUAGUGCGGCAAAGCUAAUUGAUUUCCCUCAAAUGUUCUGGGCAUUGGUAGCGUGUCUGAACAGCGUCCAUGAGCAAGAAUUCAUUGAAGUACUUUCAAGUUUGACUAAGUUUGUAUCCAAGAUUGACUUAGAUUCUCCUGAUACUGUUCAGUGCUUGAUUGCGACCUUCCCGUCGUCUUGGGAAGGAAAAUUCGAUGGGCUUCAGCAAACCAUCAUGUGUGGUCUACGAUCAUCAAACUCAUGGGAUAUUGCUUUAGGCUUUCUCGACCGGUUAAACUUGUUCAAAGAUAGCAGAAUCAUUGCGAAUAGUGAAUCCAGAAUCCUUUUUGCUUUGCUUGCUAAUUUGCCUCGUUUUUUGAAUGCAAUGGACACCGACGAAUUCGAUGAUCAUUUGAAAAAGGCUGCAGAUUCACUUAUUGUUCUUGCGACCAGUAACAAUCAGCCCUCACUUGCUCGUUUGGUCGAUUCGCUUGCCAAGAAAAAGUUUCGUUCAAAAAAAGACUUUGUUAGUCAAACUGUGAGUUUUAUAUCAAGGGUUUACUUCCCGGAUUACUCCGCUCAAACCCUAGUUUUCCUACUAGGGCUUCUGUUCAACAAAAUUGAUUGGGUAAGGACACAAACUUUACAGCUGCUGGUUCAUAUCGUUCCGCUAAUAGAUUUGCGUCGCCCAGAAUUCGUUGGAGUCGGAGCAGAUCUAAUCUCUCCAGUUUUGAGACUCCUCCUAACAGAGUAUGAGUCUCAAGCCUUGGAAUUGCUAAAUUGCAUUCGAAACGUCUCCGGUAGUAAAAUGGACAAGGAUGUCUUAAGAAUAAGUAUGGGAAACAAGGACGCAAAAAUUGCUUACAGCAGAACCGCAACUUUGUUCGGUAUUCCGGAGGAGAGCGGCUGGUCCGUGCCAAUGCCAACAGUAACGGCAGCUACCACGCGUCACAACGUUCAUGCGGUUUUUAGCACAUGUUCAGACAAUUCCAGUGAUGAUCCAAUUCAACGUGAACCCGAUACUUUAAAAGACCUCGUGGAAUUCCAUGCGGAUGGAGGAUACGCAGCAGCAGCUGCGAUUGAGGCUUACGACACGAACUCUUUAGUUGAAGACAAGGACGGUUCUUUGAGCCAUAUGUGGGCGGAACUUGACAACCUUGAUACCUUCUUUACAACUGAAGCUGGGAUUACAGAACCUGACUUUGAUGGAAAGUUCCUCAAGCAUGCGCACACCAACUCUGAGGACACAAUGCAUGCUGACCAGACUAGCGCUCUCGACUGUGCGCCCCAACUUUAUGAUAAAAAGGUAUCUGUAAUCCUCAAUCACAGUUUGACGAGAACACCCUCGAAUGUCUCUUUCAAAACGAACCUAGCGGACUCAUUUGGGAACAGCAUGCAUGGCGGGCCUCAUGUGAUGGUGGAGAACCUAAGUUCGCACAGUCGUGCUAAUUCUGGUCCUAUACGUUCUAGCUCGGCCGGUAAUUAUUCCGGAGGCAGGAGCCAUUCAAAGGUAGCACAGACUGCAACACAUCAUGGUCUGGAAACAGUUUCUCCAGCACGACUUCGAAACCCCGAAAACCAAGAGCUCUUGUUUAGAUUUGAGGGAAUACUGAGAAACCCACAUAGAACAAAGAAAAAGUGGCAGAAGCAACAGCACCAACAGCAGCAGCUAUUGGCACAGAGCUUUCACGACGAAUCGGUGAAUUACCACUUUGAGAGGGAUUCUGCUACUUCUCUGCCUCAAGGUCUCGGUACUAAAGGAAGUCCACCCUUAUCACCCACGCUGUCUGACAGCAAUAAAAACAUCCCGACUGCUCUCAGAGAGGGGACAAAGAACAAGGGCUAUCAGCCCAAACCAAAAACCCAAAAGCAUCAUUAUCAUAUUCCACAUUUCUCUAGCCGCUUAUCAGAUGGAAAAUUAACUCCGCCGCUUUCGAGUUCCUCAAACGCGUUUUCUCUUCGCUCUUCACCUUCGCCAAGAUCUAGCAAGGCAUCGAACUCAAGCGCACCUGCUAGCUCACAAAGUCAGUUUUCCAGGAGGGUCAAAAGUGGGCAAGGUAAGUCUAAAUCAGGAAAUGGUGUAAUUGAAACAUCCCCUCUGAACCAAGGCACGCCAGUACAAAAGCUAAUGCAGGACAGAAAUCUUGAGGACGAUCUGCUCAUUGAGAAGCAAUUGCUUUCUUUGCAAGACGAGUUACAAAAUAGAUCUACUAGUAACGAACCCUCUUCUUAA